GAGACAAAACUAUCAAAACUAAAACUGUUGUGGUCUGAAUCGAUAAACAAAAACCAAGAGGAAAACCAUAACCAAAGUGUUCCUAAAACCCUAAAAGAAACUGGAAACCCUAAGAUCUCCGUCACUCGCCUCUCUUUCAGGUUUACUGUAGAAUUCUUUGUUUUUGCGCAUUCAACAAUGGCUGCCAACAACAAUACGCCGACUGCAUUAGACAAGGAACAGAUCUUUGGAAUGGCAGAGAAGGAGAUGGAGUACAGGGUUGAAUUGUUUAACAAACUUACCCAGACAUGUUUUGCCAAGUGUGUUGAGAAAAGGUACAAAGAGUCUGAGUUAAACAUGGGUGAAACCAGUUGCAUCGAUCGCUGUGUUUCAAAAUAUUGGCAGGUGACAAAUCUCGUAGGGCAGCUGCUUGGUUCUGGCAGGCCACCGAUGUGAAUCGUUGCUUUCAUUAUUCAAGUAAAGUUGGACCACAUUUUAUCAUAGUUUUGCAGAUUUUAGUUUUUAUCAUUCAUAAAUAAAUCAUUUUGUAUCUCAAUCAAAUUGUGGGCAUCACCCGGGAAUGAUUUGGUGCUAAAGUUAUGCGCUUUUCUCUUAUAUCCAAGAAUUUUUGAAUUAUUUGAUUUGAA
Helianthus annuus (common sunflower) is the source of this 626-nucleotide messenger RNA. Its product is annotated as mitochondrial import inner membrane translocase subunit TIM10. Gene Ontology annotation, biological process: protein insertion into mitochondrial inner membrane. The record is from RefSeq and is a predicted model, not a curated record. The coding region runs from base 178 to 435 and encodes 85 amino acids. The transcript has 6 exons. Gene Ontology annotation, cellular component: mitochondrial inner membrane. NCBI's taxonomy places the organism in Eukaryota, Viridiplantae, Streptophyta, Magnoliopsida, Asterales, Asteraceae.